AUGAGUGACGCGGGAGGGAAGGGAAGGGAGGAGGAACUCGAACGAAACCGGCCAAACGGCUUUAUCCAACGGUCGUGCGGCAGCGCGCAUUUUCGUUUCUUUUCUUCCUCACCGGCCCUACCUUUGCCCGAAAUAAAAUGUUUUCAUCCAAAACAAAAAGCAUUUUCCUUUGUAAUUUGUUAUUUAAUUGAUUAUAAAAUGGACUGUAUGUAUUGUUUAUGACGAUAAAACACUACUAGGAAACUUGCGAGAGAUUACGGGCAGGUGAAAUACUUUCGUAUUUCAAUAAUGAAUAGUUUUGUGUUCAGUUAGUGAAAAUGAAGUGUUCCAAAGAAACGAGUGUUCAGAAAAAGCACAGUCAAUUUAGCGACACUAAAUAUAAAUGGAGGACUGUGAUAGUGAUAUUAUGUUGCUUUAUUGAAUGUAAAGGACAAGAGUUGAGUGCGACAGAUCCUUACCUCGUAAACAAAUCAACUGGUUUAACGGAACUGCCGGGCGGUGUAUUAGCCGGGGGACGCACUGUUUGGAAACCAGAUAACAGUCCAUAUCUACUUCGGGAUGAUCUACUGCUGGAGAGAGAUGCAGAGCUGGUUAUAGAACCGGGAGUAGAAGUAAGAUUUGCUCCUAUGAUUGGAAUUACAGUACGAGGGAAAUUGAUCGCUGUGGGUGACCAUCAAAGUAAAGUGACAUUUACGAGCACCGAAGAAAUUGUUACAGAAGCGAAGCCUAUACCAGAUAUACGUCUUGUUGACGGACCAUCAAUCCUUGUUGGUCGUGUGCAACUGUUACACCGCGGACAAUGGCGAUCGGUUUGCACCAAUUCUAGAAACUGGACGAUCAAUGACAUGGAGACAGCAUGUCGGCAGCUCGGCUUCGUCGGUGGAUCCUUUUACAACUGGAUAGACCGACAGCCCGGCCGUAGAGCUCGCCUACUCUAUGAAGAGCCCAAGUGCAAAGGCACAGAAUACGACCUCUUCCAAUGCGAUUGGAAUUCAAGACAACUUGGUUCGGGAGUUUGCGAUUAUCACCCAGAUUUCGCUCUACGAUGCUUGCCUCGUCACGACGUGAACGGAAACCCCGCCAGACAUUGGAGGGGAAUACGAUUCGAGAACGCAGUAUUCGAGCGAGUGCUAACAUUAUCAAACACUUUAUAUGUUCCUACAUCAAUGUCACGAUUAUCGCACGUGGUAAUUAAAAAUGCGGGUCUAGGAAGAGAUAAUACAGCGACCAGUGCCUUAGACGUGGUCGGAGUUCCACCUGAAAUGAACGACUUGGAGGUAUCAAAUUCUGCGUUUAACGCUAUAAAUGUGACGUCACCAAAUGCACCUAUUGUCAUCAAUAAUUGCACGAUACAAAACAAUAGAGGUUAUGGCGUGUACGUGAACUCUACAUACGGCAUGGUAAAAAUAGAAAACUGUAUGAUACAUGAUAAUGGAGGUGACGGUGUCAGAUAUGUUGUUCAUGAGAUUAAUCUCGAUGAGAGAUUUGAUAGAAGCGAAAUUUUUGAUUUAUGCACCCUUGCUUCGACUCCUAGUCAGACAUUUCCCAUUCAAAUGUCCAUAGAACAAUCAAGGUACUCUAACAUGGAAAGAGAUUGUAACCAAAAAUUUUAUACAAUAUCCGACCACGUUCUCACGCUGAGUUUUCUCAAAAUUUUGACAAAUCAAAACGACACUGGUGAGAUAUAUGUUUACGAUGGACUGACGACUGACGACAGAUUGUUAUUGAGUUUCAGCUUAAGGAAUUUCACACGACCACAAAGUGUAACGUCGACUAGAAAUAGAAUGUAUGUAAGAUUUCGUGCCAAUACCAGAACUGAUAUCACGGGAUUUUUAAGGUUAACAUCGGGAGUCAGCAAGACCUACGAUUUAAAUGUAACCGACACGAUUAUCUCAGACAACAAUGGGAGAGGCGUGGCUAUUGAAAACCUUAGAUCUCAGAUUCACAUACAUCGAACUUCGAUAUCCAAUAACAAUCACGUAGCUGGUCUACAUGUUGUCAGCGGCGCAGGUGAUGUCAAUGUAACAGAGAGCAGAAUAUCGUUCAACCAAGGAGAUGGUGUCAAUAUAACUGUAACCGGUGGUAAUAGGAAUAUUUCUAGAAGCAUACUGAGUUCCAAUCAAGGUCACGCCGUAGCCGUUUGGCUAAAUGAUACUUCGGAGACUGAAUAUGUAGCAUUGAACCAAACAACAGUAAUCGAAUAUUCAGAAAUAUUUAAAAACCUUGACGUGGGAAUAAUGCACGGAAACUUUUGUGGCAAUAGUUGGGUAAACAUUACAGGUAAUUGGUUUAAUACGAGCAGCGAAAGUACAAUAAAUAUCUUAACUUGUUGGAGACUCAACAACCCGAUCAAAUUAUUGAACCUUCAAAUCGGACACAAUAGGUUUUAUGAAAAUCAAAAAGUCCCGGUGAAAAUACAACCUGCACUGAAUGUGAACGGUAGAAUCGAACACAAUUAUUUUGAACAAGGAAGUUAUGGUGCCAUAGUUAUACUAAAUAGGAUAGAAGGAAACUAUAUUGAAGAAUUCGAAAUGUUACCGGCUAAUUUUCGUAUCCAACAAAAUUAUUUUUUUGGCAAUCGAGGCCCUUUCGUUGUCAACCUGGGCUUAUCGCCCUACAGUGAUAUUCAAUACAUAUUGUUCACUCGUAACUACCUAAGAGACAACAAAAUAAAACAAUCUUUUGAGCCUAUAGAAGGUCAGAAUACUCGGCUAACUCCUAGAAGUAGAGUGGCCGCUACCAUAGUAUUAUCUUCUAGCAAUAUUGACGUUUUUAGAAACAUAAUUAGCAAUCCUGAAGCUCAGUACGAAAUCGGUUCCCAUGUUGAAGAUCAAAGCAAAAUCCUGAACUGUACAUAUAAUUGGUUGGGUUUUGGUGAAGAGGAGAAAGUCUAUAACAGACUCUUCCACAGGAAAGACAGAUAUAAUCUGGCGAAAAUUGUUUACAUGCCUUAUUUAUUGCAUAGCAGCAACCCUGGUGCUACUCAAAUUAAUUUUAAUUCCUUACACGUUCCUCAGUUUAAUGUUCCUGGUACGUUUGUUGUUGGUGGUGAAGUGGAAGGUAUAGAAGUAUUAAAACAAGGAGAAUAUGAUGUAGAUAAAGAUAUUAAUAUUCGCCCAGGCGGUAAACUUGUUCUGAAGUCUGGUGUGACUUUGAAAUUUCCACCUGCUAUUGGUAUGAUGGUGGCAGGAAAACUAGAAGCAAGAGGGAACCGGCCCAAUGAUAUAACUUUCACUCUUAAAGAAGAAAUAGUUAUGUCAAAUGAAACUUAUUGUGAAACGGACUCUGAACCAACGACUCCUGGAUACAUAGAUCCCGUAGUACCAAUAAGACUUUUGGGCGGGAGAAAUCCAAAUGAAGGAAGAUUACAAGUGAGGAUAGAUGAUAAAUGGGGCACUGUGUGUAACUACCGUUGGAAUAUUAUCAAUGCAGCAUUAGUUUGCAAUCAAUUAGGCCUUGCUUUGAACCCAGAUGAUUGGUUCUUAGAGCCAAGUGAAAUACCAAUUGCAGGAAUCACUGAAGACAUUAUUUUAUCAAAUGUAGAAUGCACUGAAUUUGACAAUGAUAUUACAAAAUGUAAAGCAGAAACCAGAGACCAUUUUGAAAAUUCAUGUACGCAUGAUAAUGAUGUGGGAAUCAGAUGCUACGAAACAAGUUGGGCGGGAAUUAGAUUUAGCGUAAUAUCAGAACGUUCUGAUUUACAAUAUGUUACAAUUGAGAAAUCUGGACUGUUAGAUUAUUCUUCGAACCUCUUUAAGCCAGCACUUCAAAUUGAUUUUGCUAGACACAGUUUGGAAAGCGUUAAAAUUGCAAAUAAUUAUCAUGAUGGGUUGGGUAUACUCUAUUCUGACUUGUAUGGAGCCGAUGCGAUCAAUACCGUCCGAAAUUCAGAAUUCAGUAACAAUAAAGGUAGCGGUAUCAGCUUUAAGCAGUUAGGUUUAAAAGUGUAUGGAUCUACCAUAGAAAAUAACAAUGUGGCCGGCGUAUAUCACAAUCCUCACAUCACAGGACCACAGCAAAGAGAAAUAGCUGGAUGGUUUAAUUUAGAUGUAGGAUUUAACUUCGAUGAGUCGAAUUACCGUCCCAUUAUUAUUCCCGAUUAUGAAACCGACAUUUCUUUAGUAAACGGUGAAACAAGACAUAUUGUUUUCGCGAAAAGUCACGGAGAGAAUAUCGCGAAAACUUAUAAUAUAAAGUGCAAUCCUGGUUACGUGCUAGGUUUGCAGUUAUUGAAUCCAAUUCACAACUUCUCGACUGAACGCAUUUGUAUUUAUGAUUCUCAAAAUAUCAACGAAGGGAGUACGCAGUGGUGUCUUGAUCGAGACUUAUCUACAUUUCCUACAACAAGUAAUAGUUUUGGCAUAGUGCUUACUUACGAGAGUGGUACGUCGGCUUUAGGAGGUGUGGUUUUGGUUGUUAGUACAAUUGUAGCUCCAGUACAAAAUCUGAGAAACAGAAUAAUCAAAGGACCAGUACCGACUCUUCAACUGAUAAAUACAAAAAUUAAAGGAAACACAAAAGGUAUAAAAGCGCUAUACUACAAUCGUUAUUUAAAUGAAUUAGGAGAUCACUUCUUAAGAAAAGCAAACGAAAGCAUCAAAAUAUUCAAUUGCGAAAUAGCUCAUAAUAAGGAAGAAGCUAUUUACGUCAAUACACCGUUUUGGGAUAUCCACGAAAGUAACAUCACUGAGGUAACUAUUAUGGUUAACAAUAGUCUAAUAACAGACAAUGGAAAAGGUAUAUAUCACUUUGCCAGAGAUCUGAGAAGCUCUAACAAUCUGUACCACUAUCUCAUGCAAGAUAAUACCAUAGAAAGAAAUAAACUUGGUGGCUUUGAUGUAAGUUUACCGUACGUUUGGCAAUACAAUGAAAAUUUCACACAUUCGGUUUACAUGUACAAUAAUACGUGGAGAAACAAUCAGAAUUUCGGUUUAGUAAUAGAUGGACAUUUCGCUGAAGUGAACCUAACAAAAAAUAUCUUCACCGAUAACAACUGCAAAUACGGUCUCAUAUCGAUUCGAGGAAUGGAAAAGAAGAUGAUGGUUGAUGGAAAUCUUAUAGAAAGGAAUAAUGGUCAAUUUAUGGUCCAAUUCCAUAUGGACAGUCAAAGUGAAAUUAUGGGCUUAGUCUAUGCUGUUUUUGUUUACAAUAAAGUUAAAAAUAAUCAAUACGCGAGCUUCGUUAAUCGGGGAGCACAACUUAAGACGGUAGACCCAACAUGUGUCAUCGGUUUCAAAGGAAUUCAAAAAGUGAAAGUGAGCAGAAAUUUAUUUGGGGGUAAUGCUUUAGAAUACACCCUUGUGGCUGGCAUAAAAACAGCGAAAAUAAAUAAUUUAUUAGAUGUUACCGAGAAUUGGUGGGGCAGUACCAUAGAACAGGAAAUCAAAAAGCAAAUAUUUGACUUUGACGACUGGAAUAAUCAUGCUAUAGCGGUUUAUUUACCGUAUCUACUAGAAGAAGAUUUCGAAGCAAGCCUUUCACCAACAUUUAGUCCUGAUAGUGUUAUAGAUUUAAAUGAACUAGGUGGAAGACUGACAUCCAAUUUAACUAUAGAAGCUAGAUUAGCUCCGUAUGUAAUUAGAUCAGAUAUAACAGUAAUGCCAGAUGUAACUUUGAUUAUCAACCCUGGUGUAGUAAUGGAAUUUGCACCGAAUGUUGGUAUUCUUGUAAUGGGUAUAUUGCAGGCUGCAGGUCACAUUCAAUUGCCGAUCGUAAUGAGACCAAUAACAACGGCUAGCAAUGUGGAAAUUAGUAGAAAAGAAAGAGAAGUCGGAUUGUAUUCCUCAAUACACCAUCAAUAUAGGAGACAAUUGGAAUCGUUCACGUUGCCGAAUUCUAUUAGGCUUUGCACGGGAAGGAAUUGUUCCAUUAAUGAUAAUAUCGCUGAAAAGCGUAACGAAGGAUUUCUCGAAUAUUACAACAAAACUACACUUCAAUGGGUGCCGAUGUGUGACAAUCGCUUCACAGAAAGGAACGCUCAAGUAGUAUGUAGAGAAUUGGGUUUUGAUCCCAUUAAUGUAUUCUUUUCACAUGACCGCCGAGUGGAAUAUCACAGUAAUUCCUUAUCUAGAAUCUGGUCUUGGCCGGAGCCUUUGCAAUGCGUUGGGACUGAGAAUCGCUAUGACGAUUGCCCAAUAAGAUUAAACGGACAACUAUACGGUCAUCGGCACGAGUGUAAAUGGGAUUCUGAAUACGUUUUUAUACAUUGCGGAAUGAGGAACCUCGAAGAGGUCUACGACUAUUGGGGUGGCAUAAGGUUUGCCAAUCCUGAAUUUGAAUAUUCACUAUACGAACAUCGAAUUCACGACCAUCAUACGCACGAAACAAUGAAGAAGAUGGAAAGCGAGCUUCGCCAUCUGCAGAUCACUGGUGCAGGAUUACUUCACAAUGAAAAAUCACCAGCAGUUCAAAGUAUCGUCAAGAAUCCCGUCAUAAGGAAUGUUAAUAUAACCAAAUGUGCUCAUCAUGGUAUCAAUUUAAUAUCACCGACAGAUACUAUGAGUAUCAUGUUUAAUUCCGUGAAUGACGUACUAGGUGAAGGCGUAAGUGCUAUAUCUUUGAACGGAGAAGGCAGAGAAUCUGAAGAAUCUAGUUUUACACCUUUGAAGGAUUUAAAUCUACCAUAUCAUAUGUUUUCGCUGAUUGAUAUUUGUGAUAGUACAAAAAUGAUUACCGUCGAAGAAAGAGUGCUCGUUUAUUACAAAUACGACAACAAUCCAGUCAAUUGUGUGAAAAUAUUCAAGAGUAUGUACAGGGUGAAACCGUUCGGAUUUCGUCUGCUGCAAUUCAAUUUAUUCAAUCAUACGACGAAUUAUGGGAAAAGGGACUCUCUGACUUUGUAUGACGGUGACAUUUACAACAUAACGGCUCCGAUGAUUGGAUAUUUAGAAAACGGUUCGCCCGACGAAAAGAAACUGUUUAGAACAGAAGGUGCAAGCUUGAGUAUCAAGUUGUUUGCUAAUGGCGCUUCGGCUGUUCACGGAUUCAUAGCUGAAGUCGUAACACUGCCUAUAUCCGCAAUAGGAUUCAAUCGCGACGUCCAACAUAACAUAUCGAACAGCGAAUUCAUAAAGAACAGAGACGGCGCGAUCACGUAUCAAUCUGUCGGCGAAGUGAAUCCUCUGGUCGCGAUCACUAGGAACGAGAUCAUAGGAAACUGUCUCAAGCUGUACGGAAACUUCACGACCUGCCAGUCCGUUGUUAGAGUGGACGUACAGAAUACGCAAACGCUGGUGUUUAGGAAUAAUUUGGUGCGAGAUAACGUCGGCGGGUUGCUCGUUAGGGCAGAUUCAAGAGGCUCGGCUACAUCCCUUCGCGGCUGGAUUCACAAUAAUCUCUUCUUCAGGAACCACGAUUUACCAUGUCUUAAAGUGGAAGGUCGUCAGUCCUCGCCGUAUCAAGAGGUGACGAUAUACCGCAAUUACUUCACCAGGAAUCGGGUGCCGUUCGAUGACGUCAUCGUUCUGCGUCAAGUCGUCUCCAACUUCACGUACAACUACGUACACGACAACACCGGCCUCCGGAUCCUCGAGGUGUCGGGCUUCGAUAAAGUCAGACUUCCGAUUUAUCAGACCACUUCGCAUAACGGUUUCUAUAAGAACUACGCAACAGAUCGCGAAGGCCGAGCCACUAUAGUCGCGGGAACAGCCGGUCAGAGCUACGUCGACAAUAUAUUUUUCAAUCCCGACAACGACUACGAAAUGAUUACCGUUAAUCGAUCUAUCUUGCUUGACUAUAAUCCAAACGUAAUGAGUUCAUUAGACCUAUGGCGAACCCGUAUCGACGCGAAGCACAACUACUGGAGUUACAACGUGACGUUGGCGGUGGCCGGCCGCAUCAGGGACCAGGCCGACGACCCCUCGCUCGUGGAGGUGGACUAUCGUCCGUUCUACAUGAACAACCUGACGGUGCUGGGGGGCGGGAAGUGUCCCCCGGGCUGGGACGCGCUCGCCGGCACCUGCUACAUGUACGUCGGGGCUCCCAUGACGUACGACGAAGCCAGACAGUUCUGCUUGUCCGACAACGCGUCGAUGCCGUACGUGACGGGCAAGUACGAGGUGCUGUACGACUUCAUCCACCGUCAGAACCAGUGGUUCCAGUACGGGGACAGGGUCUGGGUCAACCACAUCGAUUACGUCACGCAGUGCACCUCGUUCGCCUUCUCCUCAGUCGAGAUCACCGACUGUAAUCAGAAGAACGCUUUUAUUUGCGAGAUCGAUCCGAAAAUAGUGAUAGACCCGAUGUCUUGGCGUGGGGACUCUCUGGCGGUGGCGUUUAUCGGCGUGCUGGUAGCAGCCGUGCUGCUGGUAGGCGCGGCGCUCGUCUGCUGGUACACCAAGUCGAAGCACAGACACGUUCAGAGAUUAGAGAGGCGAAAUUCAAUCAGACAGUCGCUGCAUUCGGUGCGGUCUAUUGGAAGCAUCAACGGGGGAUUCCCCGAUACGAACUACAGAAGGAAGAUGGCGCAAAUGAGCACCCGUUCCACGGAAACCCUUACGAAGGGCUCUGAUUACCGCAAGAUGUUGGCUUCAACCGUCUCAAUGGAGUCGAUGGAGAAGAGUCAAUUCAAUUCCUCGAUCGAAGACAACCAAAGCUUCGACGUUUACGAAGCUCACAACCUGAACAACAUAAUACAGCUGAAGCACAGUAAUUUCGUUAAGAAACCGAACAGUCCAGAAUAUUCUGUGCCCCAAAACAACGCUAGGCCCUUUAAUUUAGCGUUUAGGAACGACGGCUACAGAGACUCCGGUCAGAAUAGUGGUGCACCCUCAAUCAGCACGGUGAUGACCGAAGAAAUCCCGAUCAUUCAUCAUCCGGGUGGAAUGAGUUCGCCUCAGGACGACGAGAUGUUGUCUCCUACAAAUAACGCGCAAUAUUACGCAUCGGACACUCUGCCGCUGCGAGAUCUCGGCAGAUCUGAUGAUAAUCUAGAAUUCAAGAGGGAUCCGGAUAAAGAAGGGAAAAUGUAUGGGCCCUACGGUGCGCCUAAUUACGGGGGUCAACCGAAGCUCUCGUUCUUGAUGGAGUUGAGGUCGAAAAUGCCCGAUCAGCCACAAGCCGGUUCCACGCCGACCACUACGUUUGGUCAGAGAAAUAAUAUUCCAGAUCAUCAGCCAUACUACGAAGAUAAUCUACCUUCCCCUCAGCCGCCGGUAUACUCCAGUCCCUACAGCGACAACACGCAAUCCGAGAUGAUACCGAGCUACGACUCGAGUCCGCAGGAUUUAUCCAGAGAGUUCGACGAGUCGCCACUACCCGAACUACACCACAAAUCAAAGUCCGAAGCGUUACUGGAAACGAAUUUCGAUUUUGACGACGACACCAGCCCUUUGCCGAUUUCGGAAGCCUGUCGCUCGCACAGUCAACCUUUAGAAACGGCAAUGUAACAUUCCAUUCACUAUUCAUAAGUAAUCUAUAUAUAUAUAUAUAUAAAUGAAUUGCUGUUCGUUAGUCUCGCUAAAACUCGAGAACGGCUGGACCGAUUUGGCUAAUUUUGGUCUUGAAUUAUUCGUGGUAGUCCAGGGAAGGUUUAAAAGGUGAGAAAAUAUAAAAAAAGCUCGGAUAUAUAUAAAAACAAACAAUUUUGUUUUUCCUUUGAUGUGUCCCCUUGAUGUGUCUUUUAUUUAUUUAUUGAGGCACUAUGAAGUCUGCCGGGUCAACUAGUAAUUAAUAAAUACAUUAUAAUUUGCGUAAUUACUGGUGGUAGGACCUCUUGUGAGUUCGCGCGGAUAGGUACCACCACCCUGCCUAUUUCUGCCGUGAAGCAGUAAUGCGUUUCGGUUUGAAGGGCGGGGCAGCCGUUGUAACUAUACUUGAGACCUUAGAACUUAUAUCUCAAGGUGGGUGGCGCAUUUACGUUGUAGAUGUCUAUGGGCUUCAGUAACCCCUUAACACCAGGUGGGCUGUGAGCUCGUCCAACCAUCUAAGAAAUAAAAAAAUACGACUGUAUUUAGUUUUAAGUGGACUAAAGCAAAUUAGACUGAGUUAAGUCCUUUUUUAAAUUUGAUCGUAAGGUAUUAUUGGAUUGCGUGCACGUGCAAUGAUAAUUAAGCAAGUGUACCCCAAAAACAAAACAAUCUAAAGCUAGUUAUAAGUCGAAUGUAAUUAACCUGACACAAACAUCAAAAACUGUUUUUCUAAAAUAUUAAUGAUAAUCAAUAAAUGAAACUUGAUGAUUUUAAUAUUAUAUUUUUAACACAACAUAACAUAUUCAACGCAUUACAUCAUAUGUGAAUAAUCGUUAUGUUUUAAUGUACAUGUUAUGAUUAGUUAUCCUCUUAUUUUGGCACCGAAUGAUGUCAAGUGUAAUGAAAUUUAGCCGCCAUUUUUUUAAGUUUUCGCGGGAAUAUUAAACCUAUGAAUUAUCCGGUCCCCUAAGCAGUUGACCGUCAUAGAAAAUUGAUAUUUGUGAACAUUAUUAUCCUGUUAAAAAAGUUUUGUAUAAAAUUUGCACUUGCGCAAUUAAUGUCUUGUUACGCCAAAAAAAUUUGGUUUAUUUUCUUCUACUGUGUUCGCUCUGUAAAAGUGAUUUAUUAUUCCAACAUUCCAUUUUAACGCUGUAUGUAUUAACAGUUUGAUUUUUAUUGUUAUAAUUUACCAGAGAAGCACGAUCUCAAAUGCUAUAACGCAUUAGAAAAUAAUUAUUAUAGGCUGCGAAAACAGCUAUAUAAAAAUAAAAUAUUUUUUCGUAUUGACUUACAUUACGGGACGGGAGUUGUUCUAGACAAAGAUAGAAUAGUGACGCUGGUGAUUUAGCUUCCAGAACAAACCUCAGAAGUGUAUGUUUUUAGUACUGUAAGAUGUUUAUAUUAUGGAAAACAUUUUAACAGAAUCGUGGCCUAGCAUUAAAGUCUCAUUACGAAACUGUGAUUGCUAGCGAUUAAAGCUACUGUACAAAAUAUUGAAGUUUUUAACAGCAAUGUUUGCGUUUAAACCGUUUGCCUAUCUACCAGCGUUAAAAAAAAAAAUUGUUUACGCUUGCAUUGCAAUAACUAUGUCCGUCCUAAUUGUUUUUAAUCAUUCAUGUAUUGUGAAUGAAUUUAUAUUUUGAAAAGAGUACUUAUAUAUUAAUAUGUAUACAAAGAAUAUUUCUAUAAAAAAUAAGUCUUUACAUUAUUUACAUCACUUAAUUAUACGGUAUAGAAUUUAUAAUUUUACAUUUAGAUUAUUUAGGUUCUAAUGAAUUUUACGUCUUAUUAUCUUGAAUAGGUACAAUUAAAAUUAUGCUUUAAUCAAUCAGUAAUAUACAAUGUUAGGAAAAAUUAAUCUACGAGAAACAACGUAAGUAACAUAUCAAUAAACGGUAAAAUAUUUUUACAAAAACAA
Bombyx mori (domestic silkworm) is the source of this 11325-nucleotide messenger RNA. RefSeq names its product protein bark beetle (gene bark). The transcript is spliced from 14 exons. Lineage: Eukaryota; Metazoa; Arthropoda; Insecta; Lepidoptera; Bombycidae. Gene Ontology annotation, cellular component: membrane. The record is from RefSeq and is a predicted model, not a curated record. Bases 318 to 9386 code for a protein of 3022 amino acids.